Molecule: messenger RNA, 6700 nt
Organism: Acanthochromis polyacanthus (spiny chromis)
Lineage: Eukaryota; Metazoa; Chordata; Actinopteri; Pomacentridae
Gene: gas2l1
Product: growth arrest-specific 2 like 1
Exons: 5
Coding region: 585-3905 (1106 amino acids)
Biological process (GO): regulation of microtubule polymerization or depolymerization; protein localization to microtubule plus-end; microtubule bundle formation
Cellular component (GO): stress fiber; cytoplasm; microtubule plus-end
Molecular function (GO): cytoskeletal adaptor activity; microtubule binding; actin filament binding
Source: RefSeq, a predicted model, not a curated record
CUCCUCUGCCGAGCGUUUAUCCCUCAUAAUGGGAUGUGCCACCGAGUCGCUCCGCCGCUCUAAGCUACAGCAGGUCAACAUAUUCAGCGCAAGAGGCGGCGCAACAACAUGGGCUGAGCCUAUUUGCGGGGAGAAACGAGCUGAAGUCGGUGCCUCUCAGUGGUCGUGAUUUCACCGAUGAGGAGCUGAGACACCGGACAUGGUGACACGUGGAUCCCCGUGGGCGAGAGGACCCACCGGCCACCAGCAGCAGCAGCAACAGCAGCACUGGAUGGAUUAACCGGUCGUCGCAUGGGUGUGUGCGCGUCUUUCCACUCCCGGACCCGGCGAUGCGCUUAUUAAAGGAAACUGGGUUCGCAGACAUCCGGAAAACGCAUCCAUGCGCCACGGCCGCUCCGCAUCCAGAUAUGCUGCUGACAACACAAAGCCUGGCUUCAAGGAGCUGCCACAAGAACCCGCACAUGCACGUCGGCAUGGGUGCGUCAACACGGUUGUUUCGCGACGUUUUGCGGACGAGGCGAGUUUUGCAAUGAGAGAAUCGGGAUUUAUCAAGUGAGACUUUUAUUGAUACAUAAUCCGACAAUAUGGCUGAUCAGAGCAACAUCCAGUCCGCCGCCUCCAAGAGCAUCAGGCCCUUUAAAUCCAGCGAAGAGUACCUGUACGCCAUGAAGGAGGACCUGGCCGAGUGGCUCAACACCCUGUACGAUCUGGACAUCACUGCGGACACCUUCAUGGACGGCCUGGAGACCGGCUGCGCGCUCUGCCGGCACGCCAACAACGUCAACCGCGCAGCGCACGACUUCCAGCUGGAGAGCCCGGAGGUUGCACAGUCCAUGAAGCUGCCGUCCAAAGAUGUUGUCUUCCAGUCGCGCAACGUCGUCCCCGGCUCGUUCCUGGCGCGGGAUAACGUGUCCAACUUCAUCAGCUGGUGCAGGCAGGAGCUGUGGAUCAAGGACGUCCUCAUGUUCGAGACCAACGACCUGGUGGAGAGGUGCAACGAGAAGAACUUCAUCCUGUGCCUCCUCGAAGUGGCGAGACGCGGCUCCAAGUUCGGCAUGCUGGCCCCCAUGUUGAUCCAGCUGGAGGAGGAGAUCGAGGAGGAGAUCCGGGACCAGGAGAGCCUGAGGAUCGAUGCCGGGGAGCCGGUGGAGCAGAGUCCGCCCAGCAGGUGCUUCAGUCGGAAGGAGAGCCAGAGCCAGAGCCAGAGCCAGAGCCAGAGCCAGAGCCAGAGCUUGGAGGAUGAAGAGGAGCCUGAUCCAGAGCCCUUCGUCUGGCAGCAGAAGAGAGUUUUAUGUGACAUGAGGAAUUUGGAUGAGUUGGUCCGUGAGAUUCUGGGCCGCUGUUCCUGUCCAGCUCAGUUUCCUAUGAUAAAGGUGUCUGAGGGGAAAUACAAAGUGGGAGACUCCAGCGCUCUGAUCUUCAUCCGGGUCCUUCGGACUCAUGUGAUGGUGCGUGUCGGAGGGGGCUGGGACACAUUAGAGCACUAUUUGGACAAGCAUGACCCAUGUCGCUGUGCUGCUUUCGCCCACCGUUACCACCAGGCUAAAGCCAGUGGAGGUCAGGGGGCCCAGAGCAAGUCCUCCAGUGCCCACUCCUCCCGCUCCACCAGCCCAGGACCACAUUGGAGAAACGAUGGCAUCGCACCUUACAAACCCCCUGACAGACGCUCCCUGGAGCCCCUCGCUGCUCCCUGUGCCUCCUCCUGCUCUUCCUCCUCCACACGGUCAGGCCGAUCUCAGAGCUCCGCCGUCCACGUUGAGCCCGACUCGGCUGCAGCACGAACUCUCCUCCCACGGCCGCCACGAGACCGCUCAGAGCCCCGACACUUUAAUCCUCUCAGGAAUAAGGAGACAAUGUUGCCAGUGACAAGACGUCUGUCUGGAGACAGUGACUCCUCUACAGCCUCCUCUAAGGGUGGAGGAAGUGGAGGAGGAGGAGGAGGGGGACGUCAUUCUCUUGGUGGUCCCUCGCGGCGUUCUGGUGAAGAGGUAGUGCUGCUUGUCAAUCGCAAGGAAGGGAAGCAUAUGAUUGAGAGGCCUGGAGCUGGAAAUAAAACCCCAUCUCUACGUCCGUCGCUGCCUCGUACUCGCAGCCAGUCACGGGAACGCUCUACACUCACUCCAAUACUCAAACCGAACCCACCGCAGGGAUCGUCUGAUGGAGCUCGGACGUCUCGCACUGAGAGGGGCCGUUCGCUGGGCAACGAGGGCCCGAGGAGGUUCCACGCUCCUCGUUCUCACAGCCAGAGUAAGGUACCCAGCCGUACUCAGUCCACCGAUGCCAGUCCAGGUCCCAGUCUGUCCCACAGAGACCCUCAGCCCCCAGCGUCGGACAGACGAGAGGACCUUCGGCCCAAGCAAACGCUCCCAUCCUCUCCCAGAGUGGGUGGUGGGUUCUCCAAGAGGCAGUCGUCCUCGUGUUCAAACUCACCGAUUAAAGCAGUUCAGAGCAACAGCAACCCCAGCAAAAAGACUAUAACCACCCCUAGACCCCCUGCCCCUCGCUCACCCUCCAUAGGUAAAGGCAGACUGCUGCCACCCGUCACCUCAGGAGGGAGACGGUCACCGCACUCAUCUCCUCGCAACUCUCAUCAUCAUGCUUCCCGCCCCCCUCGGAUCUCACAAGGCGCCCGCUCUGCUGGGCGAGGCCACCACAAGAACUGGUCUGGUCUGGAGCGGCAGGAGCCUGAGGAGGAAGGCCUGGGCUUUGGCUUCCAAAUGCUGCCGACGUUAGACCCUCAGAAGGAGCAGGACCUGUAUCGCAGCUUUGAGGCCGAGUUUCUGGCCAAUACGCAGCAGGUGAAAGGAGUAUUUCCAAAAACUCCAGGAGGAGCAGCGCUGCAGGGAGCUGGGACACAUCCAGUGCCAGCUAUCACUGAUCCUAAUGUUACUGACUCUGCUUAUUCCUCCUCCAACUCCUCCACAUCCUCCUUGAAUGUGGGGGCAAAGAUAGGAAAUCUGCCUGACCUCAGAGAAUCCAAGAGAACUAACCGUCCCUUCUCAAUGGACGACCCGUUGAAUUUACUUUACGGGCACAAUUUUGGUGGAUCACACAGCCAAGGAGAGCCAGAGCACUGGGGCGAUCGUAGCGGGGGUCUCAAGAAGCUCCCGGCCAUUUCUAGUUCAACAGAGGAAAGUGAAAUUCCAUCUUCCCUGCCGGGUCUUGGAGACACAGAGUUGAUGAAUCAGGUCUCCUCGCAGCCUGCGUUCCACUGUAGGAACAUGAAUGGAGAGCAUGGAGGCUGCCCUCCUACAGGGGGCCUCGCAUGUCGACAGGGUCAGCUCGGCUGGGGCACACGACCUGAAGGAGACGUUCCUCUGGAAAAUCACCAGCCAAACUUACCUUAUGACCUGGAAAAUGGUGACGGGAGCGAUGACCUCCCACCUCCAGAGGCUUGUCCGUCACCUGUGCCCCUCCCCCCCUCUGAGGACUGCUCCUUCCAGGAUUCUUCAAGUGAAAGCUCUUCCAUGUGCUUCAGCUUGAGCGAGUCCCGCUCCGAGUCCCCACCACCAACUUCACCCUUAACUAAUGGGGACGCUGAUGGAGAAGUGCUGCAAACAAAGAAACUGCAGAAAAAAUCAAACAGUGUAGACUCAAUCUCUAAGCACAAACUGGGGGCCAGGUUCAGACCCCGCACUGACAAUAGACCAGAAAACAGCCGAUCUCGUAUCCCCACCCCGGUCAGCUACAGAGACCUGCAGGCUAAUGACACUCUCUCCCCCUGUCACACCCCUCCACUGUCCCCCCAGAGCUCUCACCAUCCUGGUCGUCCAGCCACAUGCAAAAGCCUCCACCAGGCCUUUGCAGACAUGAUCAAUCCUCAGCCCCGUUCUCCUGCCAUGGGCAACAAAGACUGCCCCUUUCCUGGACAGUCAGGCAGCCUGGACACUGAAGCUUGGAUGUAGCACAAAACUGUUGGAUAUGGCACAGAGGGUGGUCGUCAUGAACUUGAACUACUGUGUAAAAAAAGACUUAAAACUGGGCUAUAGACUGUUUCCACUGCAUGUUACACACUCCUUCGUUUUCAUUUAGUUUCUCCCCUGAAUACCUGCAGGGGAUUCACGUUGCUUUUUUUGCACUUAAGCCAAAAUUAUUUAUUACCAAAGGAAUGGUUUUUAAUAUUACUGUAAGUUUUAAUGUCUGCAUGGGGAUGCUUUUGCCAAUCAUAAGAUGUGUUUUUCUCCUCUUUUCUUUUUUUUUUUUUGCAAGACACUUGUGAACUUCUCAUGGUUGAUACUCAAAGAUAGAGAGAGAGCAUAUGUGCUGCCAUGUGCCCCCCUGAGGGGCAUGGGAAAGUGCCAGGGAUUUAAAACUACAACUCUAUACUCAUUGUAAACACUAAACCGUUAGUCACACGGAUUGGCUCCCUCUUGUGGUUUGCCUCUCUGCUUGCCUUGGUAGUCAAAAUGCUGGUAUGAUGACUGCAGUUUCUUUCAGUGUCUCCACAUUAGUGGUCUUCAUAUACGAUUCUGUAAACUCAUAUUCACAGUCAAUAAUAGGUCACAUAGACAAAGGUACCCUUGUCAUUCUUCUGACUUUAUGAACUACCAAUUUCUGUACAGUUACCCGGUGUUAUUAACGUUCUAUGUCAGCUUUUCACAGUCAAUCUGUGUAGUCAAGAUAGAAAAUAUUCGUUUUCGAAUGCUUCGUGUGUUAAGAUUUUGUUUUAAUGCAGUACAACAUUUUAACUUUGAAGUGGAUUAAGUGUAAAAAUAUGAGAAGCGGUGAAGGUUCUAUUACUUUGUGUCAUUGCCACUGAAACAGAGAUGUUGAGAGCUCUUCCUCUGACCAAACUGUACUCUAGAAUACAAUGGGAUAUAUAUGUGCAGGAGUCACGUUUUUAGGAGUCUGAAUGUGUAAAUACAUGUGCUCACUGAGGGAUGUGGGCACUUUGUACAUAAAAAAGCAUGGAAUAUACAGUUUAAUGUACAUAUUCACUGUAUUAAGUUCUGUGCUGCCUUAGCUAUGCAAUAUUGGUGUUGAAAAUGCCUUGACUAUUCCCUUUGCCUUAAAAUUUUAUUCACAGGUUAUUUUUUGAAUGUUUUUGCUUAACAUCACUGACAUCUCUUUGGUAACACUACAUUGACUGUCAUUUACGUCAUUUGCUGUUUAUAGUAAUGGAUAUUGAAGAGCUUGGAUGUGUGAAUGUGGAGAAAAAAAGCGAGGAACUUUGCCAAUUUUAAUUAUAAAUCAUACUUGACGUUGAUGUACAAUUCAUGACAAGGAUAUGAAAUGAAUUCCCUCUGUUGUUUGAGAGCACAGGAAGCCAGAUAACCUACUUAGCAGAUGGAUUUCAAAGACACAAGCUAUGGGGACCUCUAGUGGCUCAAGAAAGACGUGUUUUAUUCACAGUAAAAUUAGAUUAUCUUGAUGCUGUUUCCUUUUCUUGAUAUGUUUAUGAGACAUAUCCUGGUGCUGAUUAGAGCCGUAAGAGCUGUUAACGGUGGCAUGAUGUGGCGAAGUUCGAUGGAUGAAGAAUGACUUGAGUGUCUGCAUGUGUGCAAAGGUGCAUGAAUAAUAGAUACUGUAACUGGAUAUCGAGGUUCCUUUGCGAAGCUCUUGCACAGAUGUCAUCAAUAUGAGAGGCCAGUCUCCAUCUACAGAGCUUACAGUUCUCUUUUUUGAUGUGGACUUUUAAAAAUAUGUUAGAAAGUUGAAAAGGUUGGAAGUUUGCUGUCUGUGUUCUGCAGAAACCACAUAAACACAAGAUAAAUAAGAUAAAUAAAUGACCAUUUGUUUUUAAGAUUUGGAAUCAUUUUGAUAAAUGUUUCCAACAGAGAUGUGUGGAGAGAUAAAAGGAAGGAAAAAAAGUUAAUAAAAUUGUUUUUGCAGGACACUAGCAAUGAUUAGGUUAAAAAAAGGAGUGUGUAUAUGUUUGUGUACGUACUGUGUGAGAAUAUGUACAGAAUUGGGGUAAGGAAGGAUGUGAUGUUGGUUUAAUUUAUUUAUUUAUGAAAUCGAUGCUCAGUGGGCUCGGGUGAUAUCUGUGUCCCAAGUACUUUAAAUAAAUAAGUGUUUAGGGGAAUCCAAAUGAGGCGAGGCAUUUGAAGAUGUUUGAGUUUGCUCAACAGUGUACUAUAAAGAGAAUUAAUCCAUUAGUGAUGUGUCCAAUUAGUAAGAACUGGAAUGAUCCUGCAGACGCGCUGAACAUAUUUCGUCAUUUCCCAUCAUUCAGAAACACAGUAAUUUGAUUUAUUGCUGACUCCUCACUGCUACAAAUAAUUUAUGAUGUGUCAGUAUUGUUAGAGCUACUUUGGUUGAAUAUGUAUCUGGUUAUCAGUUUCACUUGUACAAAAAGAUUAUUAUAUGUAUCCUAAUUAUUUUCAUUUUGGUUUAUUUGAAGACAUUUGCGUUUUGAAAUCUCUCAGUCAUGUAAACUGUGACUUCUUGCAAACACAAAAAUACAUUUGGUUCUCAGUCAUAAAAAAUGAGUGAUUGUCCGCUAGUUUGCUCUUUGUCCUGCACAACUUUACAAAUUUCACUCCUCCGUGUUCUCAAUCGGCAAAAUCUGAAUGUUUGUGAUCAGACAGUUUCUUGUUUGCUAAUGUCAUUUUCACAAAAAACUUCAGUUCAAUGUACAGAUUGCUUGACAUUGUGGGAUUUGUGUAUAUGAAAUAGCAAUACUGCAACAUUUCACUCUUUUUUGAAGUUGAAAGACUGUCAAGUUGUUCUUGUAAUAAAUAUUUUCUUCUGAAAUUUA